AUGGCGGCGGCGGCGGCGGCGGGCGAGGCGCGCCGGGUGCUGGUGUACGGCGGCCGGGGCGCGCUGGGCUCGCGAUGCGUACAGGCCUUCCGGGCCCGCAACUGGUGGGUCGCCAGCAUCGACGUGCAGGAGAACGAAGAGGCCAGUGCCAAUGUCGUGGUUAAAAUGACAGACUCGUUCACGGAGCAGGCCGACCAGGUGACGGCUGAGGUGGGAAAGCUCCUGGGUACAGAGAAGGUGGAUGCGAUCCUUUGUGUGGCUGGAGGAUGGGCUGGGGGCAAUGCCAAGUCCAAGUCGCUCUUUAAAAACUGUGACCUGAUGUGGAAGCAGAGCGUGUGGACAUCCAUCAUCUCCAGCCACCUGGCCACCAAGCAUCUCAAGGAUGGAGGCCUCCUGACCUUGGCGGGGGCCAGGGCCGCCCUGGAUGGGACACCUGGGAUGAUCGGCUACGGCAUGGCCAAGGCCGCGGUGCACCAGCUCUGCCGGAGCCUGGCCGGGAAGAACAGCGGCCUGCCACCUGGGGCUGCAGCCGUCGCCCUGCUCCCGGUCACCCUGGACACCCCGGUGAACAGGAAGUCGAUGCCCGAGGCCGACUUCAGCUCCUGGACGCCCUUGGAGUUCCUGGUCGAAACCUUCCAUGACUGGAUCACAGAGAAAAACCGGCCAAGCUCAGGAAGCCUAAUCCAGGUGGUGACCGCGGAGGGGAAGACGGAGCUUACCGCGGCGUCUCUAUAA
Molecule: messenger RNA, 735 nt
Organism: Rangifer tarandus platyrhynchus (Svalbard reindeer)
Lineage: Eukaryota; Metazoa; Chordata; Mammalia; Artiodactyla; Cervidae
Source: the annotation of a GenBank genome assembly